Messenger RNA from Chelmon rostratus (copperband butterflyfish), 4852 nucleotides. Its product is annotated as probable G-protein coupled receptor 153. Gene Ontology annotation, biological process: G protein-coupled receptor signaling pathway. Lineage: Eukaryota; Metazoa; Chordata; Actinopteri; Chaetodontiformes; Chaetodontidae. The transcript has 6 exons. Gene Ontology annotation, molecular function: G protein-coupled receptor activity. The record is from RefSeq and is a predicted model, not a curated record. Gene Ontology annotation, cellular component: membrane. Bases 554 to 2584 code for a protein of 676 amino acids.
UCCUGUAGCGCGCGUGCUGUCGCUCGCGGUGAAGAAGCUGACUUUUUUUUUCAUCCAAACCCGUUCAUCAUUUGUCUUUAUUCCCCGCCGUCAACGAGUCAAAGAGGGCAGGAAGAGACAAGAGGAGUACAGCUGUGGUGAUGUGGUGUUUCAGGGCUCAGUCGCUCCUUCAACGCUGCUGACGCUGUGCAGGUUGGGGAUGUAAACGCCGGGAAGCCACUUUAAACGGACCUGAACUGAUGGGACUCAUUCCCCCGGAACAAUGAGCCGCUAGGAGCCGGAACGUGUCGUGAAAGCCUCAGGCCUGUAAGGAUACUGGCUCGGCUCUUCCAUCCUCCCCCUCUUACAUCCCACUGUGUCGCACCACUACCAUGUCCUUUCCCUGCUGUGCCCAUCUCAUGGAGAGUGCGCGCCCACCCAGAUAGGAUGCCUGCCUUGCCCGACGCCCUGCAUCCCCUCCUGCCCAUCACCACCUCCUCCUUCUCCUCGUGUGUACCUGCUCUUGCCAACAGUUCCUUGCGGCCCCCCAGGCCGCGCCCUGCCCCGCUCCAACAUGGUGGAUGAGGUGACCACCAUGAAGGAUGACGUCAUCAAUGCCAACACGCUGGCUUGGCUGGUCUGCUCGGGCGUGUCCAUCCUGGCCAACACUUGGAGCAUCCUCAGUGUCAGCGCCAAGCAGAAAAAGUGGAAACCGCUGGAGUUCCUCAUCUGCACGCUGGCGGGCACGCACAUCCUCAACAUGGCCAUCCCCAUCACCAUGUACUGUGUCAUAACGCUGCGGCGUCAGCACUCCAACUACGAGUGGAACGAGGGUCUAUGCAAGGUGUUUGUUUCCACCUUCUACACCCUCACGUUAGUCACCUGCUUCUCCGUCACCUCGCUCUCUUAUCACCGCAUGUGGAUGGUACGCUGGCCUGUAAACUACAGGUUAAGUAACACCAAGAAGCAGGCGGUGCACACAGUGAUGGGCAUCUGGAUGGUCUCCUUCAUCCUGUCAACGCUUCCAGCAGUGGGUUGGCACGACACCAUCGACCGCUUCUACACCUCGGACUGCCGGUUCAUUGUGACUGAGAUCGGCUUGGGCUUUGGCGUGUGCUUUCUGCUGCUGAUCGGUGGCAGCGUGGCCAUGGGCGUGAUCUGCAUCGGCAUCGCUCUCUUCCAGACCUUCUCUAUUCAGGCGGGCCACAAUGCCGACAAGAACAAGUUCAACGUCCCCACCAUAGUGGUGGAGGACGCCCAGGGGAAGCGCAGGUCGUCCAUCGAUGGAUCAGAGCCUCUCAAGACGUCACUGCAGAUCACCUACCUGAUCAGUGGUAUCGUCUUCAUCUACGACUUCCUGACUGGCUUCCCGAUACUGGUGGUGAGCUUUGCCAGUCUGAAGUUUGACCGCUCCUACAACUGGAUGGUGUUGUGCGUGCUGUGGUGCUCCAUUGCUCAGUCCAUCCUGCUGCCCAUGUUCCUCUGGGCCUGUGACCGCUAUCGCGCUGACAUCCGCAUGGUGUGGGAGAAGUGUGUCGCCAUCAUGUCCAACGACGACGUGGACGAGGAAAACAGCCAAGAUGGAGGAAUUCAUGCCGACUUAAUAUAUGACAGACCAUAUGACUAUAGCUCGGCGCCUGAAAUCGUGACGGUAGACCGUAAUGCCAAGUAUGAGUUCUCAACCUUAGAAAGGGGGGUUCUGCAAGGGUAUCCAUUGAGGGAACAACAGGAAGAUAAAAUGCAGUAUUUGCAGGUGCCCCCUACAAGAAGAUACUCCCACGACGAAACCGACAUGUGGACCAGCGACCGGAUCCCCUCAUACCUUCACCGAUGGGGCUCCACCGAGGACAUGAUAGUGAGUGCCCACUACAGCUCCACCUUGCCGCGCCACGAGAGGCGCAGGAGCAGCCUGGUCUCCUACCACGAGGAGAGCCACCAUCACCAUCACCCGCACCGCAAGCGGCGACGCUCUGAGGACAGCAUGCACUCCCUCAGGCACCUGCCGCGCGUGGUCUGCGGCGGGGAGCGCUAUGAGGACGAACUGCGGUGUUUCAGCCGCGACGAGGUGAUUAACUUUAUAGAUGAGACGCCGCUGCCGAGCCCCAGGAAGAGCCCGCGGCGCACAUCCACCAUCUCACUUAUCCCCAAUGUGUAUGAACAGCACACAGUCAUCCUUCCUCACUUCCCGCUCACAGACUUUGAGCGUGAGCCUCAGGCGCUCCGGCGGCUCUCAGAACACAAAAGGAGCAGCAGUCGGGGCAACUCGCCCGAGGGCUCCCCCAAACCAGACAGACCUGCUGGAAGGAAGAGCCCCGGGGCUUGUGGCUCUGGUAAAGGCUGCCGGGAGCGCCUGCGAGACGGGAGACAGCAGUGUGAAGUGGGCUCACCUGGGCGCAGCCAGCAGACUCCAGGCCACUCUAGGCCCAGGACAGGCGGUGUAGCAGGAGCUGGUGCUGGUGCUGGAGCUGGUGCUGACUGGGGGCAUCAGAAGCACCUGAGCAAGGCCGAGAGUAAAGGAAGCACAAACAGUUUUGUAAGCACACCCUCGGUAACGUCCUCGGGAUACAUCACCUUUCACUCUGAUUCUGUAGGCUCCACAACCUAAAAGCGAGUUUUCCCUUGUUAAUAUCAACAUUAUUACUGAAGUUAUUAUCAUAAUGAAAACCACUCGAAUAUUGGUGGUUAUGGGAAAAUGAUGUACUGGAUUAUUUGGCCUUUUUGGUUGUGCCACUUAUAUACCACCAAUAUCAGUUAUGCUUAAUGGCCUUGGGGGCUUUGGACAUAAUUUCUGAAUGAGUCUAACUUUGAUUUUGUAUGUAGGCUGGUGAAAAGGUUGGGUGGUCAUGUUAUUCAGCUUUCAUAUCACAAAAUACCCCCCCCCCCCCCCAGCACUAGCACAAGUAAACUGUUUUUAAAUGGCGUGAACAUUCCCACACCUUGUUUUUGCUGUUUGAUGUUGUUUCUUAUGAAAUGCUCAAAGAAUUGGAGGAGGUAGUAGUUAGGGUGGUGUUUCUUUCUUUUUUCUUUUUCUUUGCACUUAAGAACUUCAAUUUAAAUUGUAUUUCUUUUAGCCUGUAAUGGCUGUGUGUUUUGUUGUAUGGACACGUUUGCUUUCAAACCAAACUUUCCUGAAUACUGCCCAUUUACCUUGAGAUUGACUUAAGUAUAUGACAAAUUAUACAUAUUCGUUUUAUUUUGAUUAUGAUGUACAACUUUUAUAUUUACAUUAUUAUUCACAACACAUGAAAUGCUUUUUUUCCACGCACCUUAUGUUGAAGUAAACUGAGAGUGGUAAUCCCAAACUCUUUAAUGCCUAAUAGUUUUACAGCUACUGUGUGAGAUAUUGAGAUAUAACGUGAAUACCCCUGAAUUCGUAAUGAUAAAUGUGAAGUCAGUUUGUAAAGACUGACAUGUCAUGUAUAUAUGAAGGAUAUUGGAUUUAUGGUUUUGGUGUUUUAUUUUGUUUAAUGAGAACUUUGCUCAGAAUUUCCUGCCAGUUCUUAUUAUUCCACUGGUUGUGUUCACUUUGGAGAUCAUCAAGCACAACAGUUGCUCACCACAUUAGAUAUUUACAACAUCUGACCAAUACAAGUGAAAAUGGUGCUUUAUCCUCAAUAACUGAGCAUAUCAGCCUGACCGCAGCUCUUAUUCGUUUCAAUAAUGUAUUCUAAAGCACCAAUAAUAUUUUUUUAAAGUAUCCAACAAAGGGGAAACCUCUAAAACAUGUUUAAUAGUCCAAAAGUGGAAUAAGCACAGCCUUCAGGCUGACUAGAUGUAGCAUAACUUAAAUGCUGGUGUUGAACCUAAAUCCACAAAAAUGUUAGUACAAAUUAGGGGCAUUGUGAAUAGAAUGGAAAUUAAGUAUAACAUUAAUGACUUAUAGUAAGUUAUCAAAAAGUAAGUUAACAAAAAGCAUACAUUAUAUUUGAUAUGUAAUCUCAUAACAUGCAUCAAGACUGCUAAUGGUCCUAUCCUGGGAGGGUUUUCUAAUUGUGAAGUGACAUUUAAAAAAAAAAAAAAAACUGAUUUAUUGAGGCCUAUAAAGUAAUGUUAAGUAAAUGUAAGCAUUCCCAGAGCCUCAGUGAGGGUACCAUUGGAAAAUGAAAGUUUAGAUGCAUUCAUUUUCUAUGUUUUUGGAAAGUGGGUGUAAGUAUAAAAGUUCAAGGACAAAAAUAGUAAGACUAUAUUAUCAAUGACAUGCCCUUAAAUGCCCCAAAAUGUUUAGAAACUAUCACUUAGCACACUCACUCAAAAUGGACACUGGAGUGAACUAAACAACAAAGGUGACUUUACAAAGCACACUGAAAUUGAUUAGGACCUUACCAUGUUUACCAAAUGUGACAAUUUGUUGACUAAAAGGAGUGAAAAUUCUCUACUGACAAAUAUUAGCAGAACCAACUUUGGGCUUUGACCUCUCAUAGACUGUAACUGCUAACAUGAAUGUAUUUGCGCUAAUUUGGUGUAGAUUUUCAAAGAAAUUAUUAAGACUAUAAAGACAAGAAAUGAAAAUAUCCCCUUUGACAGCCUUAUUAGUUGUGAAACUUUUUUGCUAUUACCAUCUAAGUAAUAAAGUUGCAUAUACGUUUUCACUCAUCUGGUCAUUGAAAUGUUAAGUUUGAAUUCUCAUGUAUUAGUGUUCCUCUCAUUCAUUGCAGCCUAUUCUGCUGGGCAAAUUAGCUGAAAUGUGUCUUACUUUGGAGGCAUACAUCACAUUCCCCUGUCAAACUUUGCUAUGUCAUAGAUUUUUGCAUUUUGUUGUGUUUACAAUAUUAAAAUAUAAUUUUGUAACAUAUUCAAAGAUUUAUGACUCCAAUAUGAAUGAUGUUCAAUGUUAUGAUUUUCUUGUUAAGAUGAUGACUUUGUUAAAAAAGAU